Messenger RNA from Camellia sinensis, 2245 nucleotides. RefSeq names its product putative pectin methyltransferase QUA3. Gene Ontology annotation, molecular function: S-adenosylmethionine-dependent methyltransferase activity. Gene Ontology annotation, cellular component: endosome; trans-Golgi network; cytoplasm. The record is from RefSeq and is a predicted model, not a curated record. Lineage: Eukaryota; Viridiplantae; Streptophyta; Magnoliopsida; Ericales; Theaceae.
CUUCUCUCUCUCUCUCUCUCUCUCUCUCUCGUACCCAAAAGCCUCGGAUCUUCUUCACCGCCCCACACUUCACUCACUCCAUGCACAUAUAGAUACAACACAACACACACACACACACACACAAAUAUCUAUAUCUAUGUCUAUAUGAUCAUCAACAUCAGAUAUUGGGAAUUCGUUCAAAACCAGAGAUGGCGGGGCACCUGAAUCUCCCCUCAUCAAAGCGCAACCCGAGGCAGUGGCGCCUCCUAGAUCUAGUCUCCGCCGCCUUCUUCGCCGCCGUGCUCCUCUUCUUCCUCCUCGUCUUCUCUCCCCUCGGCGACUCCCUUGCGCUCGGGACUACUUCUCUCCGCUCUUCUUCCGAUCCCAACAGCCGCCUCCGCCUCGUCGCCCUCGUUGAAUCCUGCCAACAGCAGAGCAUCGAGUCCUGCCCUUCCGACUCCGUCGAUCACAUGCCUUGUGAGGAUCCGAGGCGCAACAGUCAGCUCAGUCGAGAAAUGAAUUUCUAUCGAGAACGCCAUUGUCCGCCACCGGAGGAGACGCCUCUUUGUUUGAUCCCUCCGCCUCAAGGGUACCGCAUUUCGGUUCAAUGGCCGGAGAGCUUGAACAAGAUAUGGCAUAGUAACAUGCCACACAACAAGAUAGCAGACAGGAAGGGCCAUCAAGGAUGGAUGAAAAAGGAAGGACCACACUUUAUUUUUCCUGGUGGUGGUACAAUGUUCCCAGAUGGAGCUAUACAAUACAUUGACAAACUCAAACAGUAUAUUCCAAUUGCUGGUGGAGUUCUGAGGACAGCUCUUGAUAUGGGAUGUGGGGUUGCCAGCUUUGGUGGGUACCUGUUAGCUGAAGACAUGCUGACCCUCUCCUUUGCUCCAAGAGAUUCACACAAAUCGCAAAUACAGUUUGCAUUAGAAAGAGGAAUACCAGCAUUUGUUGCAAUGCUUGGUACUCGCAGACUUCCAUUUCCUGCUUUCUCAUUUGACCUGGUGCACUGCUCUCGAUGUUUGAUCCCUUUUACAGCAUAUAAUGCAACAUAUUUCAUAGAAGUUGAUCGGUUACUUCGCCCAGGAGGGUACAUAGUUAUCUCUGGUCCCCCUGUACAGUGGCCUAAACAAGAUAAGGAAUGGGCAGAUCUCCAGUCAGUGGCUAGAGCAUUGUGUUAUGAACUGAUUGCAGUUGAUGGAAACACUGUCAUCUGGAAAAAGCCUAUAGGGGACUCGUGUCUACCAAACCAAAAUGAAUUUGGGCUUGAAUUGUGUGACGAAUCCUUUGACCCUAGUUAUGGAUGGUACUUCAAGUUAAAGAAAUGUGUUACAAGGACAUCUUCUGUCAAAGCAGAAUGUGCUGUUGGGACGAUUCCGAAGUGGCCGGAGAGGCUAACAAAAACUCCUUCAAGGGCCAACCUUAUGAAAAAUGGAAAUGACGUGUUUGAUGCUGACACCCGACGUUGGGCAAGGAGAGUUGCGUUUUAUAAAACUGCUUUAAACUUGAAGCUGGGGACUCCAGCUAUACGAAAUGUCAUGGACAUGAAUGCAUUUUUUGGAAGCUUUGCUGCUGCACUAUUAUCUGAUCCUGUGUGGGUGAUGAAUGUUGUUCCUGCACGCAAGCCUUCAACUCUUGAUGUCAUUUACGACAGAGGCCUUAUUGGAGUUUACCAUGAUUGGUGUGAGCCAUUCUCUACAUAUCCUCGGACAUAUGAUCUCAUCCACGUAUCUGCCAUCGAGUCGCUUAUCAAAGAUCCAGGCUCUGGAAAGAGAAGGUGUAACCUUGUGGAUUUGAUGGUGGAGAUUGAUAGAAUGCUGCGUCCGGAAGGAACAGUGGUGAUUAGGGAUUCCCCCGAAGUGAUUGACAAAGUGGGUCGCAUUGCUCAUGCCAUUAGAUGGACUUCCACCGUCCACAAGAAGGAACCCAAUUCUCACGGGAGAGAGAAAAUACUUGUGGCAACAAAAAAUUUUUGGAAGUUGCCUUCAACUUAACACUGACGCAUCUUUUUCUUCUUUGUAAUGUAGGUAUCUUUCUAGUUCCUUUAAUUCCUUAUUUAAAGCUAAGGUGUCAUUUUGUGUAGUUAUUAUGCCAGAAUACUCAUACCACCAGCAAUGAUAGUCUUCUUGAUUUUUUUAGGUUCAAUUUUGAGAUAAUGUUGCUCAUCUUAGCUAAAUCAAAGGCAUUGCUGCAUUCCACGUAUUUGUUGUUUUCUUCGUCGUUACAUUAUCGUGUUUUGUUAUUUCAAUCUUGAACAAGUUUCAAC